CCUUCCAUUUCCCCACGUAGACAUCAUUGACCCUGCACAGAAACGAUCGCCCGGUUUCGAAACGGCAGCCCGUGCGCUCAACCCGUGAUUGGCCAAGUGUUUUUGGUGGUCGGCCUGCGCAAUGCUACCAAAUCUCCGCAGACUCCCCACUCGUCCUCGUAUUCCAAUUUCGCAGCCUAUCAUCAUUUUGCUUUGCUUGACCGUACGUAUAAAAACUCCGUGCGAUCGGACUCCAACGCCCUUCUCCACUAGGCGCAAUACCAACCCUGGGGGACCGUGUUUCUGGGAGGGUGUCUGGGCAAACCUCUCUUAUAUAUCUGACGAACUCCUCAAUUUCUGCACUGCUGCCGCCUGCACUUUCUACCUGUACAGUCCUUCCUUGGUUCUUGUUUCGAACCUGUCCAUUCUUUACUCCUGAACAUAUCUGCCAAGCCUCGUACGUUCUAAAUCAAGAACAACCUUUCGCUACUGCCCGUGUACCCACCUUCGCCUCUGUGUGAAACACAACUGAGUACAGACAUGUAAGUGACAAAGCUACCAGGUGACAUCAUUAAUACACGUUUGGUCAUCGCCCUCUGCGUUAUGACUGCCUCCUCUGUAGCUAGUUUAUUAAUAAAUGACCCUGCAGCGGCUAAAUACAUAAUUCACGGCCCUAGCCACAUCUGUUUUCCCACCGUCCGCCUCAACAACACCAACAUCACAACCCGCCACCACGAUGCUCGCCAAAAUCGUUGUCAGCGCUCUUCUCGGCGUAGCCACCGCCUCACCCCUCGUCGUUCGCGCUGGAAGUUGGUCGCCGCUUCCCGGCACAACCGCGACAUGCGGUGAUCAGGAGAAAUACAUGUCGCUGGUGAUCGGCCCCGAGGACGCCAAAUCCAUUCUCACCCACUCGUGCGCCGAAUUCAUGCCACGCUGUGCAUACCGCGCCGAGAACAAUGUUCCCGAAGACGCUUUCUGCUCUACCACCAACAUCUACCCCCUCGAUGAGCCAAAGAACAUCACUCUGCCUGUUCUCGUGGAGCAAGCGGGCAACAAGCUCGCCCAUUGGGCUGUCAACUUCUUCGUCAUUCCGAAGAAACAGACAGAUCCAAACUUUCCCGACUCCGUUUUCUGGUCCACCAGUGACUGCGAAGGUUACAUCAACCAGCUUGUCCAGAAAGCUAGCCCGGAAGGCUGCAAUAUCCCGGGAAUCGGGCCAGGUGCUGGUAACUUGACCGUUGGCGCUCCUACUGAAGGCACCAAUACUUUGACAGGAACUGUUGUUGGCGUCAAAUUCGUUGAGAAGCAGUAG
This is a messenger RNA of Periconia digitata, 1291 nucleotides long. The record is from the annotation of a GenBank genome assembly. Lineage: Eukaryota; Fungi; Ascomycota; Dothideomycetes; Pleosporales; Periconiaceae.